UCAUCCUUUGUGUUCACCGACGUUCUUGCAGUCAUCACCACCGCAAACAACGCGCGCAUGUUGAAAAUGCACUAUACGGACCAAUGAAAUUUACGCACAAGUGUUGUUACAUGUGUAAAUGUUUCGGGGUUGGGGGAUGGCAUGGGUAGUUUAAGACCGCGUAAUAGAAAUUGUGCGUGGGUGCAUGGAUGAUAGCGCUGCUUUGUAUUGUUGCCCCUGGCUGCUGAUGCCCCGCCUCUGAUGGAAGCCUUAAACCUGGCACCAAGCUAAAACAAACGAAAGUCAGCUUCGAGCUCCCACUCAAACCAAUUAAGGCGGACUCCAGUGCACACUCAUACGUUUCCAUCCCGCUGCAGCGACACUGAAACAACAGGAACAGAGAAGCUGGCCAAAAAAAGAAGGAAAGAUUGCCUUGCCUUCUAAUUUCUCCCUUUCCAACACAGAACAAUGUCGAUGAGCCCUAAACAUACGACUCCUUUUUCUGUAUCCGAUAUCUUAAGUCCUCUUGAGGAGAGCUACAAAAAAGUGAGUAUGGAGGGGAACAACUUGGGGGCUCCUCUUGCUUCGUACAGACAACCUCAAGUCACGCAAGCGGCGAUGCAGCAGCACCACAUGGGCCACAAUGGAACAGUACCCGCUGCCUACCACAUGACUGCAGCUGGAGUUUCCCAGCUGUCACAUUCAGCAAUGGGGGGCUACUGUAACGGGAAUUUGGGUAACAUGGGCGACCUGCCGGCCUAUCAAGACGGCAUGAGAGGCAGCACGACGGCCACCAGCUGGUACGGAACGAAUCCGGACCCGCGUUUCUCCACAAUCUCUCGUUUCAUGGGUUCCUCGUCUGGCAUGAAUAUGGGGAGUAUGAGCACUCUGAGUUCAUUGGCGGAUGUUGGUAAAAGUAUGGGUCCGUUGACCAGCACACCUCGGAGGAAGAGACGCGUUCUCUUCUCUCAGGCGCAGGUGUACGAGCUUGAGCGACGAUUCAAGCAGCAGAAGUAUCUCUCUGCACCGGAAAGGGAGCACCUGGCGAGUAUGAUUCACUUGACUCCAACUCAAGUUAAAAUCUGGUUUCAAAACCACCGGUAUAAAAUGAAAAGGCAGGCCAAGGACAAAGUGUCCCAGCAGCAAAUGCAACAAGACAGUGGUUCCUGCCAGCAGCAGCAGCAGUCUCCACGGCGGGUGGCAGUGCCAGUGUUGGUGAAGGACGGAAAGCCAUGCCAAGGCGGCAGCCAUACUCCCAACACUGGCAUACAAAACCACCAUCACCAAGGGGGAAACGUCAUGAUUAUGUCCAAUAGCAGUUCUACAAUGGGCCAGCAUCAAAAUCAGCAGGUAGGCAGUGCGGGACAGUCGCCAGAUCUGGGUCAACACACCGCAAGCCCACCAUCUCUCCAAACCCAGGUAUCCGGCCUGUCACACCUGAACUCUUCCGGUUCCGAAUAUGGAGCUGCCUUACCUUGCUCCGCUCUGCUUUAUGGUAGGACUUGGUGACAACGGAACAGACAAUAACAUUAUAACAGAAUAUUAUACGGAUCCAGAUAAUCUGUAUACUGUAUUAAAAAACGAAUUUUGACCAUACGAACAGUGAUUGCGCACUGAAAUCAUUGUCUCCUUUAUGGAGGGAGAAGUAAAAAGGCUGCAAGCAACACGAGGAUUGCCAAAUGACAAAGGUAUCAAAUCUUUUAUUAUGAGGAUGAGCGCCAAAACACCAUUAAGAAGAUGGAAUUAUUUAUAUACGCUAGAUAAUAAAAGCAGACUGAUAAACACUAAAUUACAUUUUUUUUUCUGUUGGAUUAAAAAUGUUUCGUUCAACAAUGAAGACGUCUCCAGAGUUAGACUGAUAAAUAACACUGAUUUCUUAUAGAAUUCACUGUAAGACGUAGCCUGUAUAUUUCUGUAAAAGAGUUGGAGUGAAUGCAUAGUUUUUAGCGAUAUGUAUAUUGUACAAAAUUUUUAUCGAUAUUAAGGGUCACAUGUUUUUUUUUCAUUUCCAUUGUUAUUUGUAUGUUUAAUUUACUUGUAACUUAUAUAGAUAUUUGACUUCAAAGCAUUCCUACAAUCAUAUUAAUAAAUUAUGACAAUAACAAGAAAAAUAAUUACACGUUUAUUGUAAUUUGGGUGCAAGAAUCAACAUCUCGGCGAUGCUACAAGUCGAACCUGACCAAUUAAACAGUUGUUUCAAGAGUUAUAAAACGAAAGCGAGUUUAAAAAGCAACAAAACAAGCGUUUACAAAUAGAAUUUACAUUUGUAAUAGCUUUCCGAUUUUAAAACGGUUUGUUGCCAUUACAAUCGACGUUUUUAUGUACUGUUUGUACUAGAUAAUCCCUCAUUGCGACAAUGUUGAACAGGUUUCUUGUAGCCUUUUUGCAAAGUAAGAAUGCACAAAGAUAUGUUGUUUUUGUGCGUUUCAACAUCCAUGCACUCAUGGCCUUAGUAGCCCAAUUGUUAUGGUGUUUUUAGCGUUAUAAAUGUUGUGCCGUGCCUAAGCAUGAUUAUAAAAUUGAUACAAACACCCCAGAUCCAUUGCAAGGAGAACCACUGCUUUGUGCAAUUUAAUUGCGUUGCUGGGCCAAAUGUCACAAAGCCAAAUCAAACAAAUUACAGUUUUCGUUCCCAAGUUAAUUGUAUUUAGUAAAAAUAAUGAAUUAUCGUAUUUGACAUUUUCGAUCUUUUUACCAAGACGUAAAAAGAUCUCUUUCUGGAGCGUGUUCAUUGUGAAUGAGUCAGUGCAGGUGAGGUCCCCACUCCUUUAAAGAAACUCACAUCAAACAAACGCUCAUGAAAGCUAGCUUAUCAAUCACAUCGCUGUACAAACAACAGUAUUUUCCUAAAUAACUUUGCAAGACGAAAUAAACGCACUUAUCAGAGCACCAUCCAUCAAUACCGUGUUUGUGAAGAUCAGAGGUAAAAUCAAACGCCCCUCGUGUUUACGUAUUGAUAAAAGUUCGUAAACAUCAGUGAUGGGUGAGGUACGAUUGACUGUUGGCAUAUUUGAAAGUGUGUAGUCUCUGUAUUUGUGCGGCUUGCAAGAACAGGUUAAAGUGCAUGUUAUAUUUAAGAGAGGAAAAACGUCAUGCAACAAGGAAACACUUUAAUCUAAUUUGAAAAUGACAACGAAGUUUGACAUUUCAUUUUUGGUAAAGCACCCAAAAGAAAUUUAGACAG
Molecule: messenger RNA, 3163 nt
Organism: Paramisgurnus dabryanus
Lineage: Eukaryota; Metazoa; Chordata; Actinopteri; Cypriniformes; Cobitidae
Gene: nkx2-1
Product: NK2 homeobox 1
Biological process (GO): regulation of transcription by RNA polymerase II; cell differentiation
Cellular component (GO): nucleus
Molecular function (GO): RNA polymerase II cis-regulatory region sequence-specific DNA binding; DNA-binding transcription factor activity, RNA polymerase II-specific
Source: RefSeq, a predicted model, not a curated record